This is a messenger RNA of Penicillium maclennaniae, 1689 nucleotides long. RefSeq names its product MDM34 family protein. The transcript is spliced from 2 exons. NCBI's taxonomy places the organism in Eukaryota, Fungi, Ascomycota, Eurotiomycetes, Eurotiales, Aspergillaceae. Gene Ontology annotation, biological process: mitochondrion organization; phospholipid transport. The record is from RefSeq and is a predicted model, not a curated record. Gene Ontology annotation, cellular component: ERMES complex. Gene Ontology annotation, molecular function: lipid binding. The coding region runs from base 1 to 1689 and encodes 562 amino acids.
AUGGCGUUCAACUUCAACUGGUCCCCUUUGAUGGCGGACGCGAGUUUUUACUCGCGCGCCCAAGAACUGCUCACUGCCGCGCUCAAUAAAUCCCCCAAACCCCCGAUCAUCGUCGAUGACAUUAUUGUCACCGAACUCAACCUGGGCUCGAUGCCCCCAGACCUGGAGAUUCUCGAGAUUGGUGACCUCGCCGAGGACCGCUUCCGUGGAAUUUUCAAGAUGUCCUAUUCUGGCGACGCCUUUUUGACCCUCAAGACUCGAGUCCAGGCAAAUCCUCUCAAUACAUAUCUUCUGACAAGGCCUGCUUUUGCAUCGCCCCAACCUCUCGCCGCUGCUACCCCGCUCACUAUUCCUCUACAAAUCACACUAUCCGAUUUCAAGUUGUCUGGCUUCGUGAUUCUUGUCUUCUCUAAGCAAAAGGGCAUUACCGUCGUCUUCCGCAAUGAUCCACUCGAGUCCCUCAAGGUGUCGUCGACAUUCGAUUCGAUCCCAUUCGUGCGCGACUUCCUCCAGAAAGAAAUCGAGGCCCAAUUACGGAUACUGUUUAUGGAUGAGCUACCUGCUAUCAUUCAUCGCUUGUCUCUCCGACUCUGGGUUCCGGAAUACCGUGCAGGCGACGAUGCGCAGAACGAGACGGACAACACGGAAGCGGUAUCAAGCGAGGGUCCUGGCCAGGAUCCUUUGGCUAGUCCCCCCCAAGAUCCCGUGGAUUCUCUCGGAAACGCUCUGAACGAGACAGAGAUUGCCUCUUUAUCGCUAGACUCCUCUGUCGAGACACAUUCGCUCUUCUCUCAGAAGAACCUUCUUCGUCUUGCCGCUCUGACGGAUUCGCAACGGACCCUGUCACUCUUCACGCCUUCCAUCAAUGAAGUCGUGUAUCGAGCAUGGACUUCUCCUUCUGACCCCAGCGAAUGCCCCUGCAGCGUUGUCUCUCCCUUGAGUCCCGCCCUUUCCCGAACACACUCUCAAGUCGGUAGCAUGUCGUCAUCAAUCCACGAAACCGCCAGCAACGCGUCUCUGCACAGCCGUCCUUCCGUGGGCGCCCAAUCGUUCAAUAGCUACGGCUUGACUCUGGGAGCUGGCCGACACUCGAAGGCUCAUUCUCGCAGGCGCAAGAGACGCGUUGUGGACAUGCGUCGCCCGAAGACAACCGAUGAUGCCAUGAGCGUGAGCGACGACAGCUCCAUGAGAGACUCUAGCAGCCCUCCUUCUAUCUACUCUGCUCCUCUGCCUAUCGUCAGCGAACAAGCGGAUGACCCGGUUACUCCCCCGCUGACUCCUAAGAUGGACUCUGUCCUGCCUCCGAUUCCUGAGCGUCACCGGGCGAGCCUCUGUCGACAGAAACAACGUCAGGGAGCCAAUGAGGCUGGAGACCUCUCAUACUCCGUUGAAACCAUCCGUGCUUCCAAAGCCGAGGAAGUUGAGACCACUCCGCGCCCGACCCUGCGCGGUAGUCAUCCCAAUGAGAAGACCGACGCUGGACCUUCCCGGCCACCACUUCCCGCUUCCAUUCUUCCAUUUAGCAAGGACGACAAGGUCGAAGAACCUGUUGAUAAUCUCUUAGUUGAGCGAUUGGCUGGUGAAAUCGCCCGCCGAAUACGCGAGGAGAAGAUGAUGACCGGCAAUGCUUGCAGUAACUUCUGGUCGCGUGCGCAGGAUGACACUCCUCCCCCAGCCUAUGGCCACUAA